Molecule: messenger RNA, 1695 nt
Organism: Metarhizium brunneum ARSEF 3297
Lineage: Eukaryota; Fungi; Ascomycota; Sordariomycetes; Hypocreales; Clavicipitaceae
Product: Platelet-activating factor acetylhydrolase
Molecular function (GO): 1-alkyl-2-acetylglycerophosphocholine esterase activity
Source: RefSeq, a predicted model, not a curated record
AUGGACGUCGAGGUGCCGGCUCGCAACCCGCGUCCCAUAUCGAACCUGAAGCGCGGGGGCAAGCCAGUGCUGCGCCUGGACACCGUCCUCAUGGGCAUAUACUACCCCUGCGACGUCGAAAAGACCAUCCAAGCCUCAGGCGGUGCGCACAACCUCCGGCGCGUCAAUUGGAUGCCUGCGCCCAGGAUCGCCACUUCCAAGGGAUACGCAAAGUUUCUCAAUAUCCCCGCGGCCCCAGUCACGGGAUAUCUGGCUUGCACGUCGCUCUUUACAAAGCUGCCUGCCUUUCGAAACGCCCAGUUGGCAGACUCCUGGGCGGAGAAUGGUCCCAAAGAAGAUGUGGCUUGCGACAAGGAGGACGGCGGAAAAGACGGCUGCGAUUCGGAGAAGCCCACGUUUCCCGUCAUCAUAUUCAGCCAUGGGCUGGGGGGGUCGAGGCUGUGCUACAGCACGAUAUGCGGCGAACUAGCUAGCUUCGGCUUCAUCGUGGUCGCGGUCGAGCAUAGGGACGGAAGCGGCGCGAGGACACUGGUCAACCUGCCUGAGAAUGUCAGCGCAACGGAGAUUGAGUCUUCAACGGCGGAAAUCGUAUCCGGCAACGACGAGGAGCACGGGUCUGAGGCCGGGGCCGGAGCUAGGAAGAAAAAGGUUGAGCGUAAGACGAAGCGCGGCGUCAACCCGUACUACAUCAUGGACUACAUCUUGCCCAAGGACAAUGCCCAAGACACGUCUCCACACAACCCCCGCGGCGUGGACAGACACCUCCGCAACGCGCAGAUCGAGCUCAGGCUGGAAGAGAUCAAAGAGGCGUACCAUGUGCUCUCGCUCAUCAACGGCGGCAGGGGGCACGACGUCGCGCGCCUCAACUUGCGCAAGAAGGGCAACAUCGGCUCCAGCUCCAGGGGGCUCACGGGCAUCACGUGGGACAGCUGGAAGGGGAGCAUGUUUCUCGACAAGGUCACCGCCAUGGGCCACUCGUUUGGAGGCGCAACCACGAUCCAACUCUGUCGAGACCAGUCUCUCGCGUGGCUGGGACAGGGCGUCAUUCUCGACGCCUGGGGCCAGGGAACUCCUGCCCGGGGCGACGGCCCUGGGAACAUUGUAGCCAAGCCCAUCAUUGCCAUAUCGUCAGAGGCGUUCAUGCACUGGAAGGAGAAUUUCGAACGCGUCGUCGGGUUUUGCCAGGAGGCGCGUGAAUCCAAGACCCUGUGCUGGAUGCUCACCAUCGUGGGCUCCACGCAUCUCGCCAUGACCGACUUUGCGGUGCUGUACCCCCACUGGAUGUCGUUCUUCAUGAAGUCAAUGGUGAACCCGCUGCGGGCUUGUUCUCUUACCGUCGCAACGUCGCUGGAGUUUCUCAGCCUCACCCUGCCGCCUGGACACAUCAAACACAAGACGUGGGCCGACGAGGAUCUGUUGCUGUCGGCGCCGGCACCGAGUGAGCCGGAGGAGGCGCUGAUAGAGGACCACGCCCCGGAGUACAAGUGGGUGGCGGUGAGGCUCAAGAUUCCCAACGAGUUUUCAAAGAGAUUCAAGGCGUGGUGUCGAAGGCUUUGGCGGACACUGAUGUGUAACGCUGUCGAAGGAGACGCGCUGGGCAAUGGACUCCAUGAUUACACUGAACAGGAUGAGUUGUGGACGCAUAUUAGCCCGAGAUGUGCAGAUGUGGCUUCGUACAGGAGUGCCCUUGGCUGA